This is a messenger RNA of Portunus trituberculatus (swimming crab), 2793 nucleotides long. RefSeq lists its product as uncharacterized. The record is from RefSeq and is a predicted model, not a curated record. Gene Ontology annotation, cellular component: membrane; neuron projection; synapse. Gene Ontology annotation, molecular function: transmembrane signaling receptor activity; extracellular ligand-gated monoatomic ion channel activity; protein binding. NCBI's taxonomy places the organism in Eukaryota, Metazoa, Arthropoda, Malacostraca, Decapoda, Portunidae. Gene Ontology annotation, biological process: nervous system process; signal transduction; chemical synaptic transmission.
AUGCGUCCCAGUACUGAAGGGGCUACAAAUGAGUCUAUUGAAGGAGUAUCUGACGCCCUUUUAGGUGUGGAUGUUGUUACUCGUGUCAGCUUGUUGCCUUCCAUGGACCAGCUGUCAGUAACGCUAGCAAGUCCUGUCAAGACGCGGGUGUUCGGGCUGCAGACGGACGUGUGGGCGGCACCGAGUAGUGAGGUGUUCCUGCGCUACACACUGCCUGGCUCAAGUCCGCCGCCCGCCGCCCUCACCAUCUGCUAUCGCUACCGCCUCCACCAGUAUCGGGACGGCGUGUACUUCUUCUCAUACGCCACCUCGGACAGCAUGGACAACGCCGUGCUGCUGUACCAGCGUGAGGGCAGCAUGAACAUGUACUACAAUGACGUGGAGGCGUCAGAGGACAUGACGCUGCCGGUGCCGGACACCCUGGGCGCCUGGCACCACCACUGCCACCUCAUCCGCUUCCCGCAGUACAGGCUUUACGUGGACGGGGCGCUGGCCGGGUCUGGCGUCAUGGUGGGUCCCGACGUGCCGCUUCAGCUCAACGGCACCAUCUACAUCGGGCAGGAGCAGGACGCCCUCGCCGGCGGUCUUGACGCCAUGCAGUCCACCAGCGCCCACAUAGCACAGAUGAACGUGUGGGGCGUCCUGCUGCAGGAGGACGUGAUCGCCGCCAUGGCUUCCUGCACCACCAACCCACGCGGCGACAUCUUCUCCACGGACGUGCACGACGUGGAGGUGGUGAACGCCGCGGAGGAGACGAUACAGGUGGCCGCGCUGUGCCGUGAGGAGCUGGGCUUCGUGAUUGUGCCGGAGAAGUGGUCGCUGCGGCGCUCCCUUCACUUCUGCUACACCGCCAACUCUGAGAUGUUCGUGCCGGAGAGUGACGAGCUCAACGCGCGGCUGUUCAACGAGUCCAAGCAAUUCCUGGACAAGUGUAGCGGCAAGAGUUACCGCUACCUGCGCCUCGGGGCGACGGACAGCGCCACUGACGGAGACUGGCGGAGGUUUUCCAGUGGCGCCGCCCUGCGCUACACAGCCUGGUACUCUGGCGAGCCCAACGACGGCAUCAAGUCAGACUGCAUGGUGAUGCGCAAGUCCCAGAGCGGCUGGGGCGACGUGGACUGCAAGGACGAGUACUGCUUCCCCUGCCUCAGGAUGGACAAAUUCCUGCAGAUCCGCGGCCUCUGCUUCUCCAAGGAACACCACACGCGCUUCCUGCUGGACGGCUACGUCAACGGGGCGCCCUUCUUCCGCGGAUACUACGGCCACGCAGUGUUCAUGUCUGAGGGCGGCGAGUGGGUGCUGCGCCACGUGCUCACCAACACCACGCUGGCCACCAUGGUGCACCGCCGCUCCCUCAUCGUGGAGUACCCGCUGGGGCGCCACGAAUGGCAGGCCGAGACUCCCUUCUGCCACAACCUGGCGGGGGACACCAUGGAGCUCAGCCUGUCCUCCUGCGCCACCGCUGACUUCAUGUGUGCUGACGGCUCGUGUGUGCCGCGCGGCGUGCGCUGCAACCUGCUGGAGGACUGUGCUGACGGCAGCGACGAGGACCGCUGUCACCUGCUGGAGCUGAGCGUCGGCUAUCACACUCACCGCCCCCCGCCGGGCGUCACGCCGCAGGACCCGCUGGUCGUCACGCCCACUGUCAACAUCAUCAGGUUCUCGCACGUGGACGACCUCAACCUGGCGCUGCUGAUGGAGCUGGAGGUGGAACUGUCCUGGACGGACCGCAACCUCAAGUUCAAGAACCUGAAGCACAACGCAGAGAACAAACUGUCGGCGGAGGAGGUGAGGCGCGUGUGGCGGCCAGAGACGGAGUUCCUCAACGUGAAUGGCGGCGAGCAGCAGCAGCUGAAGCAGACUGUGUUUGUGCAGCAGACGGGCGAGGCUGACCAGCCGCUCUUCAACGACGUCAUGAUGGACACUGUGUUCCCAGCCACGGCAGGAAAGUUGGUGCAGCGGACCCUGUACUCUGCCAGCUUCUCUUGCAACUACGGCCUCUUCAUGUACCCGUUCGACACCCAGCAGUGCUCAGUGCUGCUCAGGCUGGCCACCGCCACCUCCUCCGUCGUCAAAUUCGAGAACGCCUCCGUGGAAUACCGUGGACUGAGCACUCUCGCCAAGUACACAGUGGGCGCCCUCACCGUCACCAUGGAGACCAGACCAGCUGCCAACGACCGACUCACGGCGACGUUUGAGUUGAAGAGGCGUUACUCCCUCCUGGUGCUGACCAUCUUCCUGCCAACCUUCCUCAUCAUGUGCAUUGGCUACACCACCCUCUUCGUCAGGCUGCAGCUCCUUCAGGUGCGAGCUAUCAUGACCCUCACAACGCUGCUGGUCCUGUACACACUAUUCAGCCAAGUGUCCGCCAAGCUCCCAGACACCGCCUACAUCAAGAUGGUCGACAUGUGGUUCUUUUUCUGCAUCUUCGUCAUCUUUGCCAUCAUCGUCGUGCAUCUCCUGACUGAGUGCCUGCCGCAGGAGUCCCCCAAACCCAAGCCUAGUACUCCACCUCCUCCUCCUCCUCCUCCUCCUCCUGUGCCGCCUCCUGGUUUCAUUGUCUCGCCACGUAAAGGUUUUCUCUCAGCGAAUGUCGUGAAGGUGCAGCCUGUUGGGGGUGUUAUGGAGGGACAGAGGGAAGGAGAGCGCCGCCAAGUGGUGUGUAGAUGGGCGUGGUGGGCGUGGUGGCGCGGCGUGACGGCUCAAGACUUGCUUCACUACUUCCGCGCCUUCGUCAUCCCAGUGGCAGUGAUCAUCUUCAACGCUGUGUACUGGUUGCUUCUCUUCACCUAA